This is a messenger RNA of Spathaspora passalidarum NRRL Y-27907, 772 nucleotides long. Its product is annotated as sterol transporter. Gene Ontology annotation, biological process: intracellular sterol transport. Gene Ontology annotation, molecular function: sterol binding. The record is from RefSeq and is a predicted model, not a curated record. Lineage: Eukaryota; Fungi; Ascomycota; Pichiomycetes; Serinales; Debaryomycetaceae. The transcript has a single exon. Bases 42 to 614 code for a protein of 190 amino acids.
ACCUAAUUUAUUUGCUUUUCUAUAGAAUCAGUUAAUUUACUAUGGUUUCAUUCAAACAUCUUGCAUUACUUACACUCGUUGGCUCCGCUAAUUGUUUAUCCGUCCAUGCCACCACUGGUUACUUCAACCAAGCCGCGCAACUCUUCAAAUCCAACCCUGAUCAAUCAGUCCUCAAUCUCCCACCACCACAUCACGACACUGAGCCUAUUCCAGGUGACUCACCCUUGGAAAAGUGCGACAUUACCGAAGUGCAAUUGUUGACUCUUGAAGAAAUAAACUUGCUUCCUAAUCCACCUAAAGCUGGCGCUAACUUGACUUUCACCGCUACUGGAUUUGUCGGCAAGACCAUCGAACCAGGGGCAUAUGUUGAUGUGGAUGUGCGUUAUGGAUUCAUUAAGUUGAUUCAUCAAACUUUUGACUUGUGUGACGAAGUCGAAAAGGUGGACUUACAAUGUCCUAUCAACAAGGGCAACCAAGUCAUUAGCAAGAUUGUUGCAAUCCCAGAAGAAGUUCCUCCAGGAAGAUACUUUGUUACUGCUAGAGCUUAUACUAAGGAUGACGAGUAUAUUACUUGUUUGAGUGCAGUUAUCGACUUCCCUGUCGUUAGAAACUAAUCUGCUAGGGGUGCUUAUAGAAGGAGCGGGGGGUUUCGCUUGCCAGAGCAUUUGCUAAUUGCUAAUAGCUAAUACUACAACUAUCUAGAUUUCUCUAUUUGAAAUGGUUUCCCAUUGAUUUUGUGUUUUCUCUUUUAAUAAAUGCAUGUUUUACUAUU